CUUACAUUAGUGGGCAUAUAAAAGGCAGGCAAAUCGUUAUGAUUUUUUAUUAUUUAAAAUCAUUCUUAUAAGGAAAUAGAAUGAAGAUACUUUCGGUAUUAUUUUUGGCCGUUUUCGUGGCACAAACCUGGAGUUAUUCUGUAACAGGACCUUUAAAGAAGGGACAAGAAUGUUUGAUGUGUGCUCAGAAGUAUAAACCUGUUUGUGGAGUUAAUGGCGAUGGAAUUAGAAGAACUUUUGGAAGCCACUGUGAAUUGGCCCAGUGGAAUUGCCUCGCAGGAACAGAUUAUAAACACAUCAGUCAUGGAGUUUGUCCAGAAUCUGUCAAAUCUCGUGUACUGAAGGGAACAUGUACCAUUGUUUGUCCAGAUAGCAGCCACCCUUCUUGUCAAUGUCUAAAUUGAUUCAGAGGACAUUUUUGAAAAUGAUUACAACGCAGAACAAUAUUAUUGUGGAAACAUUAACAAAGAUUGUUUAAUUUCUAUUACUCGUGGAAUUUACAAUAUUUAAUAAACACUUAUUAUUUUGAA
Agrilus planipennis (emerald ash borer) is the source of this 530-nucleotide messenger RNA. RefSeq lists its product as uncharacterized. The transcript is spliced from 4 exons. Gene Ontology annotation, molecular function: protein binding. NCBI's taxonomy places the organism in Eukaryota, Metazoa, Arthropoda, Insecta, Coleoptera, Buprestidae. The record is from RefSeq and is a predicted model, not a curated record. The coding region runs from base 81 to 404 and encodes 107 amino acids.